Molecule: messenger RNA, 900 nt
Organism: Saxophila tyrrhenica
Lineage: Eukaryota; Fungi; Ascomycota; Dothideomycetes; Mycosphaerellales; Extremaceae
Exons: 1
Coding region: 1-900 (299 amino acids)
Molecular function (GO): oxidoreductase activity
Source: RefSeq, a predicted model, not a curated record
AUGGCCCCCAUCCACAAAGUCGCCCUCGCCGGCGCCUCCGGCUCCGUAGCCCAAGCCUUGAUCCCCGAACUCCUCGCCUCCGGCUUCGACCUCACCGCCCUCGUCCGCCCAAACUCCACCAGCACCCUCCCCGCCUCCAUCCCAUCCAUCCCAGUCGACUACACCGACACCGCCGCCCUAACCACGGCCCUUACAGGCUUCGACGCUCUGAUUUCGACCGUCGGCUCACCGGCCAUUCACCUGCAAACGUAUCUGAUAGAUGCAUGCAUCGCCGCCGGCGUCCGUCGCUUCAUCCCGAGCGAGUUCGGCUGCGAUACUGAAAACCCUCGCGCCAGGGCUUUGCCGGUUUACGGACCGAAGGUGCAGGUGGCGGAGUAUCUUGAAGAAAGAACCAAAUGCACCCAAACGACGUACACGUACAUCUUCAACAACGCCUUCCUCGACUGGGGUAUCGAGCGAAAACUCCUCAUCGAUCUGCACGCCAAGAAGAUGCAGCUUUUCGACGGUGGAGACCGGCCAUGGACGGCUACACCACUGGAUUUCGUCGCGAAAGGGGUGGUGGGGGUGCUGAAGAGGGAGGAGGAGACGAGGAAUCGGGCGGUGCGGUUGCAUGGGGCGAAGGUGACGCAGCGGCAGUUGCUGGAGGUGGCGAGGAGGGUUGUUGGGAGCGAGGGGUGGACGGUGGAGGAGAAGGGGAGCGAGGAGAUGGAGAAGGAGGCGUAUGAGAAUUUGAGGACGGAGCCGGGGAAUGUUAUGGGGUGGGUGAUGGGGUUUUUGUGUCGGGCGAUUUAUGGGGAGGGGUUUGGGGGGGAUUUUGAGGGGGAGAAUGAUAAUCAACUGUUGGGGUUGAAGUCGCUGGGGGAGGCGGAGGUUGAGGAGGUUGUUAGGAGGUGUGUUUAA